Messenger RNA from Python bivittatus (Burmese python), 689 nucleotides. The record is from RefSeq and is a predicted model, not a curated record. Lineage: Eukaryota; Metazoa; Chordata; Lepidosauria; Squamata; Pythonidae.
ACGCUGACCACUGUCCCAAAUGCCCCGAGGACCAGCAACCCAACAAGGACCAAGAUCAGUGUGUUCCUAAAGUGAUAACCUGCCUAUCCUACAAAGAAGAUCUGGGGAUCAUCCUUACUUCCUUCGCUCUACUUUUCUCUUUCAGCACUGGCUUUAUUUUAAGCAUCUUUGUUAAGCACCUGGAAACUCCAGUAGUCAAAGCCAACAACCAGGACCUGUCUUUCUUGCUCCUAAUUUCUCUCCUGCUUUCCUUCUUGUCUUCCUUCCUCUUCAUUGGCCAGCCAAGGGGAGCCACCUGCCUUCUGCGACAAGCAACCUUCAGCAUCAUCUUCUCAGUGGCUGUCUCUUCUCUCUUGGCCAAAACCAUCACGGUGGUGCUGGCCUUCCUAGCCACCAAGCCAGGCAAUCAUGUGAGGAAAUGGCUGGGGAAGCCUUUGGGCAAUUCCGUUGUCCUUUCUUGCUCUGCUGUCCAAGUUAUAAUCUGUGCUAUCUGGUUGAGCUUUGCUCCCCCAUUCCCUGACUCAGAUAUGCAUUCCCAGGCUGGAGAGAUUGUCCUGCAAUGCAAUGAAGGCUCAGUCACCAUGUUCUACACUGCGCUCGGCUACAUGGGCUUCCUGGCAGCCAUCUGCCUGGCGGUAGCUUUCCUUGCCCGGAGGCUGCCGGGGGCCUUCAACGAAGCCAAGCUGAUC